AUGUCGGGCUAUCAACUUCAGUCACCAUGCCGCGUGGAGGACGGCCUACUCAUUGCGCAGAGCCAGGUUUCAGCCUUCUUUGAAGAAGCAUGGUGGAGAUUAUCAUGGACUGACAGAACUCGAGAAUCAUUGAUCCAAAGCAUCGCAGAUCGAAGCCCCAAGAACUUGCUCACCAACCGAGAAGUUCGGAGGCAUCAAAAGAUAGUUCACCUCGAAACUGGAGACAUUGUCGGAUACGCACGGUGGAUCCUCCCCGAGUCUCACAAAGACGCUUGGCUUGAAGCGCAAACACCAGACGUGAGCGAUGAACAGAGGGAAGUUUUUGCGAGGCGUCAUGCGGAAACCGACUGGAACCCACGCGAGGAUAACGAUAAGUUGGAUGAUCAUAUUGGUGGUUGGAGAGAGAAGCACAAACAAGAAAGGGACAUGGAUCACCAGCAAAAAGGGCUAGCAAGUUUACUUGUCAACUCAGGCCUCGAAGAAGCCAAGAAGCUAAGAAUCAAUGUCAUAAUCGUGGCCAUGGGCCGACGAGCUCUUGGUCUCUAUUUGAAGCACGGCUUCGAACUGCUUGAGGAGAAGAGCCAGAGUAUGAGUUACUUCGGGAUUGAUAAGCUUUACGAGACCUUUUACUUGAGAAAGAAAGCUGAAAAGUGA
Molecule: messenger RNA, 654 nt
Organism: Fusarium musae
Lineage: Eukaryota; Fungi; Ascomycota; Sordariomycetes; Hypocreales; Nectriaceae
Exons: 2
Coding region: 1-654 (217 amino acids)
Source: RefSeq, a predicted model, not a curated record